GUGAGCAAUGCCUUGUGAUGGUCUAAUCCCGGCCCAGGGACUCUACAAAGCUUUUGGCGGGUUCCUCCUUGCUCCAUUCUGCCCUUGCUGGUCCUCCACCGGCUGCCUCAGCCCAGUCUUUUCACGGCAGCGCUGCCACUCUUCGGGGUUGCGCAUUGACUUUGCGAAGACCAUUCAGCUUCGUGUUUUCAGGAGGAAAAGGCAUCAACGAUGACUUCCGUGACUGGCACAUUCAGGAUUGUUUCCGAAGAGGAGCAGGCUUUGCGCACCAAACUUGAGCGCCUGACCACCAAGGACCACGGACCUGUCUUUGGGAAAUGUGAGAAGAUCCCGGACCACACCAUACAAAAGGCUAAGGAUGAACUGAACGAGACCCCGGAGAAGCGUGAGUUGGCCAUCAAAGAACUGCAGGAACUUGUCCAGGAGAAGGCCAAAGGAGGUGAAGACAUCUGCAAAGCCGUGGUCGAAAAAGUGAAGGGGAAGGACAACGCCUUCUUUCUGCGCUUCAUCCGUGCCCGCAAGUUUGAUCUCAACAGGGCUUAUGAUCUGCUUAAAGGCUACGUCAACUUCCGCCAGCAAUACCCAGAGCUGUUUGAAAACCUGACCCCCGAGGCCGUGCGCAGUACCAUUGAGGCCGGCUACCCUGGCAUCCUGAGCAACCGGGACAAGUACGGGCGGGUCGUGCUGCUGUUCAACAUCGAAAACUGGGAUUAUGAGGAGAUCACCUUUGAUGAGAUUCUUCGUGCCUAUUGCGUGAUCUUGGAAAAGCUGCUGGAGAACGAGGAGACCCAAAUCAAUGGCUUUUGUAUCAUUGAAAACUUCAGAGGCUUUACCAUGCAGCAGGCCUCUGGCAUCAAGCCAUCAGAACUGAAGAAAAUGGUGGACAUGCUGCAGGAUUCCUUUCCCGCUCGGUUCAAGGCUGUCUACUUCAUCCAUCAACCCUGGUACUUCACCACAACUUACAACGUGGUCAAGCCUUUCCUGAAGAACAAACUGCUGGAAAGGGUAUUUGUGUAUGGUGAUGAACUUGAGUCCUUUUACCUGGAGAUUGAUGCAGAUAUCCUGCCAGCAGAUUUUGGGGGCAACUUGCCCAAAUAUGACGGAAAAGCUACUGCCGAGAAGCUUUUCGGACCCAGAGUUGAUGCCGAAGACACCGCUCUCUAAAUAAAUAAGCAACGUGAUUUUAGAAAUCCAGCACCUUUGUAUAGAAGAUAGUAUGAGUGAUGGUCAACAAUCCCAGCCAUCUUUUAAAAAACGUAGCGUUUGUUGGAAAGCUCCUUGAUCAUAAACGUCAGGCGUGGGUCUCCAAAUGCCCGUAACACUUGAGUCAAAGUUAUAGAUGGUGGAACAUAGAAAAACCUUUGUGACUCCAACUCUGUGGAAGAACCCUCUAUAUCUCUAUCUCAUCCUCCCUCCUUGCCCUCCCCAUCCAAUACGGAUGCACACAAGAGGAAAAUGAGCAAGUAGAAGAGGAGGAGAACAAGGUUGCUGGGUGGCCAACAGAAGUGGCAGGAUUCAUCCAUCAUGAAGCAAACACUCAGGCAGAACAAUGACUGGGAAGUGCCUUCAGAGAUGUAUGGGUUUGCCUUAUAAGCAGUAGGGCAGUGGUGGAGUGCACACUCACCCACCAACAUGUGUAUGUAUGUAUGAAUCAGGGCCUCACCAGUGAUGUUGGGCUGGUUGCCUAAGGAAGAAGGAAAACGAUCACCGGUAUUCGCAGAUCCUAUCAUUCCACUAUAAAUACAAUUUCCAAUAUAAAUACUGAGAAAUAAAAAAAUCCAUUCCAAAAUACAA
Anolis carolinensis (green anole) is the source of this 1794-nucleotide messenger RNA. It is a transcript of the gene rlbp1, whose product is annotated as retinaldehyde binding protein 1. The coding region runs from base 211 to 1164 and encodes 317 amino acids. Gene Ontology annotation, molecular function: phosphatidylinositol bisphosphate binding. Gene Ontology annotation, cellular component: membrane. NCBI's taxonomy places the organism in Eukaryota, Metazoa, Chordata, Lepidosauria, Squamata, Anolidae. The record is from RefSeq and is a predicted model, not a curated record. The transcript has 8 exons.